UUUAUUUAGAGAAUCUCAGUCUCCCUCUUCCAGCACUCCAUCCAGUGCAAAAUAAUGGCAUUCUACAUCCCCUCCCAUUUUCAAUGGUUCUCUUUCGCCUUAAUGAUACUUCCUUUCGUCCUUUUCUUGCUCCUCGUUCAGAGAAACAAGAGAAGAAGAGCCUUUAAACUCCCUCCUGGUCCCUUCCCCCUUCCCAUCCUUGGCCACCUACUACAUAUCAACCGUAUCUUUCCUCACCAAUCUCUAUGGCUACUCUCCACAAAACAUGGACCUCUCAUCCAUGUACAACUGGGCCGUAAACCGACAGUAGUCGUUUCAUCUGCUAGAAUGGCAAGCGAGCUCUUCAAAUCUCGCGAUCAUGUAUUCUCUCGUAGGCCCACUCUCAUCUCCAAUAAGACGCUCACUUACAAUUUCGAUGUGGCUUUUUCGCCUGAUCAUGGCGAUUAUUGGAAAGAGAUGCGCAAGCUUUUGGUUUCUAAUCUCUUGAGUGCAAAGACUGUACGGUCAUUCCGGUCCAUUAGGGAGGGAGAGGUCGCCCGAAUGAUAACGUCGAUUCAUUGUUGUUCUUCUUCUCCUCCUCUUUAACCUGUCAAUCUGAAAGAGAUGCUUAUUACUCUCACCAACAACAUAGCCUGCAUUACGGCUUUCAGUAAGAGUUACGAAGGAGGAAAUGAGAAUGAGAAAGCCAAAAUGAGGGGAGUUAUUGCGGAGGGGGCAUACGUGUUGAGCCGUUUCUUUGUUGAAGAUUUCUUGCGGUGGAUGUGGUGGAUCGACGCCGUCAGUGGAUUAUAUGCUAAGCUCAAAAAGAGUUUCUUGGACUUCGAUGACUUUUACGAGCAGGUCAUUGAGGACCACCUUGAUCCCAAGAAGUCAAAGCCAGAGCGGGAAGAUUUUGUAGAUGUCUUGCUUCGAGUCCAAAAGGAUUCAUAUCUCACCCGAGAUCACAUCAAGGGAGUCAUGAUGAAUAUCUUAUUUGGUGCAACUGAUACAAGCGCAUCGGUUGUGGCAUGGGCAAUGGUAGAGCUGAUUAGGAAUCCAAGGGCGAUGAAGAAAUGUUAGGAUGAAGUUAGAACGAUUGUUGGAAGGAAAGGCAAAGUGGAAGAAGAUGACCUCAACCAGCUAGAAUACAUCAAGUCAGUGGUAAAGGAGACAAUGAGACUCCACUCACCAGUUCCACUAUUGAUUCCCCGUGAAAGUACACAGCACUGCAAGAUCAACGAAUAUGAUAUUCUCCCUGGCACUAGUGUCAUCAUCAAUGCAUGGGCCAUUGGCAGGGACCCGGAAUCGUGGGACAGCCCAGAUGAAUUCUUGCUAGAACGAUUCAUGAAUAGCUCAAUAGAUUACAAAGGGAAAGAUUUCGAGCUCGUACCAUUUGGAGUAGGCCGAAGGGGCUGCCCUGGGCUUCAUUUUUCAGCUCCAACCAUGGAACUUGCCUUAGCAACUCUUAUCUACUGUUUUGAUUGGAAAAUGCCUGUUGGAAUGAGCAAGGAUGACAUGGAUAUGACCGAGGCAUCUGGCCUUAUAUCACUCCCAAAAUCCAAUCUUCUCCUCGUACCAACUAAACAUGACUAUGCUUCUAUCAGCUAAACUGUUGACGCAUAUUCUUGGACUGAAGAUUGGACGGUCUAGAUUGACGUGCAAGCUGGAUGUUCGAGCUUCCAUACUCUAGCAAAUUGUGUUAAAAGCCAUAUAAUUCUUCGUUUCUAUCCGAUAUGCACACCAUAACUCCCAAAUAAGGCAAACGGUUGUAUGUGAUGUCAAAUGCUUCUGUAUUGUGUUUGGUAGCACUAAUGUGUUGAUUAAGAUUUUCGAUUGGAUAUAAAU
Molecule: messenger RNA, 1824 nt
Organism: Magnolia sinica
Lineage: Eukaryota; Viridiplantae; Streptophyta; Magnoliopsida; Magnoliales; Magnoliaceae
Product: cytochrome P450 71A9-like
Exons: 2
Coding region: 604-1059 (151 amino acids)
Molecular function (GO): iron ion binding; oxidoreductase activity, acting on paired donors, with incorporation or reduction of molecular oxygen; monooxygenase activity
Source: RefSeq, a predicted model, not a curated record